AUGGAAGACUCAAGUACACCGGAGGACCCGGACCCAGGUUCUGACAGCCGGCCCAAGUACGAAGAUUUUUCUCACCACCAACAAGUUUACGGCCAUUGGCCCCCUGAAACAACCGUACCGCCAGAGACAACAACAACGUCUCAGAAUGUCCAAGACUGGCCCAGACCGACGACAACCCCCGCUGGUGCCGACAUUCCGUCCACCCCUCCAUCGGCCGCCUCGCCAGAUGCCGCUGUCGCCGCCGCUGUGAAGAAGGAAAAGGGCCGCGUGCGCUUCAACAGCACUGCCGGCGCCCACCUGCGACCGUCCAUAACGCCCAGCGUGCCGCAGACGGGACCCGAGAGACGCAGCGCCCCGGUGCCCCCGCGUCCAUCGGCCCUGCGCAACCACUCCUCGGGCUCCAUCCCGACGACCGACUACUUUGCGAGGGAGGCCGCCGCAGCCACAUCGGCGGCGGCGGCGGCGGCAGCGGCCAGCCACCAGGAAGCCAUCAACGACCUGAUAGAGGACUCGUCCGAGAAGCAAAUAUCAGCGGCCGCCGCCCAGGAGCGGGCCAAACAGGUGGCGGACAAGCUGCAGCGGGGGUCGCCCACGCCCUCGCGCAACUCGUUCGAGUCUCGCCCGGCCAGCGUCGACGGUGACUCAGAGCCACUCCCCUUUGGCGAUGGCAGCAUUCCUCUGCAAAACAUGGGCGGCCACGCGCGCUCCGAGUCGGGCGAGGACCACUGGCGCCUCCUACAACAACUCGACGAGCCGCACCCCCAGACGCAAAACGACGAAGCAUACGACCUCGUCCGCUCCCACACCAUGCGCAGGCAGGAAAAAACCCCCGACGACAUCACCGUGGUCGACCCCGAGGAGCAGGCAGCAGCGGCGGCGGCAGCGACGGCCAGCCACACCAUCGAGGUGCACGAUUGGAAUGCUGGCGGGUACGACGGCGUGGUGUCGGUGCCCACGCCCAAGCACUACCGCGGCGGCGUGCUCUCGCAGCUGCUCAAGCUCUACAAGCCCUCCGAGGCGGGCGGCCACACGCGCCGCCCCGGCACGCAGCAUCAGCGCAACAUUUCGGCCUCGUCGGCCGGCCACACGUCGGGCUCCGAGUCGGGUCACACGACGCCGAGCCGGCGCAAGUGGUACGAGCAGAACCGGUCGCAGGACACGCUCGCCAAUCUGAUCGAGGCCUCGGCGCGGCUCGCCAACCCGAACCUCGGCCACCACGGCGGCGGCGACGGCGGCGGCGCGGGGUCGAGCUCGGCGGCGUCGCCCAAGAAGAAGCGGCCCAAGGCCAAGCGCGGGGGGCCCAGCAGCACGUCGCUCUUCCAGCACCACCACCACCAAAAGGAGGAGGCGCGCAUCGCGGUGCACAUUGCCGGCAUCCUCGCGCGGCAGGGCUACAUCAUCAAGCUGUGCCGCGCGCUCAUGCUGUACGGCGCCCCGACGCACCGCCUCGAGGAGUACCUGAGCAUGUCGGCGCGCGUGCUCGAGAUUGAGGGCCAGUUCCUGUACCUGCCGGGCUGCAUGGUCGUGUCCUUUGACGACACGUCGACGCACACGACCGAGGUGCGCAUCGUCCGCACCGUCCAGGGCAUCGACCUCGGCAAGCUCAAGGACGUCCACCAGGUGUACAAGGAGGUCAUGCACGACGUCAUUGGCGUCGAGGAGGGCACGGAGCGCAUCGAGGCCAUUAUUGCCGCCCGCGAAAAGUUUCACCCCUGGACGCGCGUGCUCAUCUUUGGCCUGACGAGCGCCACCGCCGCGCCGUUCUCCUUCAAGGCGCGCUUCAUCGACCUGCCCCUCGCCUUUUGCUUUGGCUGUCUGGUCGGAGCGCUGCAGCUGAUUGUGGCCCCCAAGUCCAACAUGUACAGCAACGUCUUUGAAGUCAGCGCAACGGUCCUGGUCAGCUUCAUGGGCCGUGCCUUUGGUAGCAUCUCCAACAGCAAUCUCUUUUGUUUCUCUGCCAUUACACAGGGCGGCAUUGUCAUGUUGCUGCCCGGCUACUCCGUUUUGUGCUCUGCGCUCGAAUUGCAGGCCCGUGCCAUAGUGCCGGGAUCCAUCCGCAUUGUCUACGCCAUCAUCUACUCUCUGCUCCUCGGGUUUGGCAUCACCGUGGGUGCUUCGCUCUGGGGCAUCUUUGACAGGAAUGCCACCUCGGAGAUACAGUGCACAGAUCCCAUGAGCCCCUACGUCGCCUUCACGUUUGUGCCCCUGUUCAUCAUCUGCAUCAGCGUGCUCUACCAGGCCAAAUGGCGUCAGAUGCCCGUCAUGGUCAUCAUUGCCUUUUCCGGCUACAUUGUCAACUACUUUAGCAGCGUGCGCUUCGUUGCAAGCCCGCAGAUUGCAAACACGCUCGGCGCUCUCUGCGUCGGCGUACUUGCCAACCUCUACUCGCGCAUCCGGCACGGCGUCGCCGCAGCCACACUCAUCCCGGCCAUCUUCGUUCAGGUCCCGGGAGGAUUGGCGGCGACGGGCGGCCUGCUGAGCGGCCUGAGAACGGCCAACAUGCUCACCAACUCCAGCUCUACCGAGACACCAGGAGAUUCGACCCAUGCCAUGAGCACGGUUGUGUUUGAUGUGGCUGCCUCUAUGAUUCAGAUUGCUAUUGGCAUUGCGGUUGGCCUGUUUCUCAGUGCGCUCUUGAUCUACCCUCUCGGUAAGCGUCGGAGUGGUCUUUUCAGCUUCUAA
Molecule: messenger RNA, 2682 nt
Organism: Cordyceps militaris CM01
Lineage: Eukaryota; Fungi; Ascomycota; Sordariomycetes; Hypocreales; Cordycipitaceae
Product: DUF1212 domain membrane protein Prm10
Exons: 2
Coding region: 1-2682 (893 amino acids)
Biological process (GO): transmembrane transport
Molecular function (GO): transmembrane transporter activity
Source: RefSeq, a predicted model, not a curated record